Molecule: messenger RNA, 653 nt
Organism: Impatiens glandulifera
Lineage: Eukaryota; Viridiplantae; Streptophyta; Magnoliopsida; Ericales; Balsaminaceae
Product: transcription factor PIF3-like
Exons: 6
Coding region: 57-653 (198 amino acids)
Cellular component (GO): nucleus
Molecular function (GO): protein dimerization activity
Source: RefSeq, a predicted model, not a curated record
AAAUUGAGAACUGAUUCAAACGAAGAGCGUUUGCUUCAUCUUCAUCAUUCCUCAUCAUGCCUUUGUCGGAUGAAAUGGUUAGAAGAGAGCUUGAAUCUUCUAAUGAACAGAAAGCUGCCUCAUCAUAUCCACAUGUUGUACUUUCUCAAGCCAAUGACCAACAGAUUGAAGAUCCUCUUAUUGCUGAACAAACCGAUGCUAUAAACGAAGAGUCAAUCGUUGUUUGUUCAUUAGAUUGUUCUGAAAACGGUGCAAAAAGAGCUUCUAAGAAGCCUAAGGUCAAAUCGAAGAGGAAGUCCAGUAGAAGGUGGGACGAAGACAGGAUAAAUGAAAAGUUGCGUGAUUUAGAAGAACUCAUACCUAAUUGCACCAAGAAUGACACAGAUACAUUGCUCGAUGAAACAUACGAGUAUAUGAAGAAGCUUGAACGCAACUUUCAGAUUAUGAAAAUAAUCUCAAACAACUCAUCCAAGGAACAUAUGUUGCAUCCAUCUUUAGUGCAUCAAUUAUUGUCCAUGCCAAGUUCAUCAGAAUCCCUUUCGACAAUUAUGAAUUCAUUGAAGCCGAAUUCAAACUCAGACUCAGAUGUGGACUCAGACUCAGACUCAGAUGUGGACUCAGACUCAGAUGUGGACGUGGACGAAAAUGUUUAA